AUGGCAGAGCCGAUUCCCACGAUUGAGUCGCUUUUAGAGCACGCGAAGUCGGUCUUUCGGGAAGAGUUUGACAGUGACGCUGACGUGGCAGUGGCGGCGCCCGGGAGGGUCAAUUUAAUCGGGGAACAUACCGAUUAUAACGAUGGUUUCGUUAUGCCCAUGGCAUUACCAUUGGUAACAAUUAUAGUAGGCAGAAAAGUAGCAGGCGAUGUUGCCACUAUUGUAACAACCAAUAAAGAUGUGGACGAUCCGAAAAAAAUAACCGUGGAGAUGCCCAAUCGUAAUGCUUUGGUGCGCACUUUGGAACAUUCCGGACCGAAAUGGUGCCUCUACGUUAAAGGUGUGAUCGCUAAUUACGCUGGCCCGUGUCCACCGGCCUUUGAGGCCGUGGUCCAUACAAGUGUCCCCACCGGUGGUGGACUGUCCAGUAGUGCAGCCCUCGAGGUGGCCACUUAUACAUUCCUGGACGCCCUCACUGGGGGAAACCCCCAGGAAUCACUGAACGACAAAGCACUCGCGUGCCAGAAAGCCGAACAUCAAUACGCCGGGAUGCCUUGCGGCAUUAUGGAUCAGUUUAUUUCUUGUAUGGGUCAAGAAGGUAACGCGUUACUGAUCGACUGCAGGCACAUGACUUCGCAACUAGUGCCGUUAGACGAUCCGCAAAUAGUCGUUUUAGUGACGAAUUCGAAUGUGAAACACGAGCUGACGGGCAGCGAGUAUCCCACCAGGAGGCGACACUGUCAAGAGGCGGCUUUGAUUCUUAAAAAAGUCAGUCUGCGGGAUGCUAACGAAUCAGACAUUGAUUAUCUAAAGUCAAUAGAAACUGACGAAACUCUCCUAAAUAGAGCCAGACAUGUGAUAACAGAAAUCGAAAGGACAGUACAAGGCGCGAAAGCCUUAAAAGAGCACAAUUAUCAAAAGUUUGGUCAACUGAUGGUGGAAAGUCAUAAUUCUUUAAGAGAUGAUUAUGCCGUUUCGUGUCCAGAACUGGACAGUUUGGUUCGUUUGGCAUUAGAAGUAGACGGCACUCUAGGUAGCAGAAUGACCGGAGGGGGCUUUGGAGGUUGUACAGUCACUCUGGUUUAUGCUAAUGCAGUAGACAAAGUGAUUCAACAUAUUAGGAAAAAUUACAAGGGGACUCCAACUUUUUAUGUUUGCAAGCCCAGUCCUGGGGCAAGGAUAUUACAAAGGCCGACAUAGUUUGCGAAAACACUUAAUAAUAUUGAUAGAGGGAAAUAAAAUAUAAACUGUUUUAA
Anthonomus grandis grandis is the source of this 1256-nucleotide messenger RNA. RefSeq names its product galactokinase-like. Gene Ontology annotation, cellular component: cytoplasm; cytosol. Bases 1 to 1200 code for a protein of 399 amino acids. The record is from RefSeq and is a predicted model, not a curated record. Gene Ontology annotation, molecular function: galactokinase activity; ATP binding. The transcript is spliced from 6 exons. Gene Ontology annotation, biological process: galactose metabolic process; carbohydrate phosphorylation. Lineage: Eukaryota; Metazoa; Arthropoda; Insecta; Coleoptera; Curculionidae.